Cheilinus undulatus (humphead wrasse) is the source of this 2354-nucleotide messenger RNA. RefSeq names its product basic leucine zipper nuclear factor 1 (gene blzf1). Bases 182 to 1408 code for a protein of 408 amino acids. The record is from RefSeq and is a predicted model, not a curated record. Gene Ontology annotation, cellular component: Golgi membrane. The transcript is spliced from 7 exons. Gene Ontology annotation, biological process: Golgi organization; Golgi to plasma membrane protein transport. NCBI's taxonomy places the organism in Eukaryota, Metazoa, Chordata, Actinopteri, Labriformes, Labridae.
CGAGGGCAUAAUUAUAUCUUGUUCCAGGCGUCAGACGCCAACUGUGUCCGGUGACAAAAUAAACAGCUUGCGGCUUCUUUCAGUUAAUUUAUCGAGAAGGUCCGGUCUCCAAACCUGGACGAAGAGUCACAUGAGUUUCAUCUAAACCCAAGUCCACCCUACAAUAAUAACCACGUCCACCAUGACGGCUGCUGUGAGAGACUCAGCCAGAGUGCCUGUUCGAGGUGCUGGUGAUGGCAUGGAGACUGAAAAACCGCCGGCCAUCUUGGAGAUUAAGACAGAUAUAUUGCCACCAAGCCCGGCAGCAGCUCCCCUCCUGAAGGUGGCAAGCCCUAAACACAGCCCAAAAGCUAAUCAUUCAGGUCCCCCUGUUACACCACAGCCCCUUGGGGUCCUCCACCUGGGUAAGGUGAGUCGGGAGGCCUGCACAGAGCUGGAAGCAGUCAGGAUUGUUGUCCCACGUGCUGCCAUCAGCAGAAGUAGUCGCACUGGACCAGCUGAGGGGAAAGGGGAAGCUGGGCAACAGGCUGAGGAGCAGAAUUCACCUCCACUGCCUCUGGUGGAGGACUGGAAAAUACAGCUAGAGAAACUGCAAAACUCUGAACGCAGGCUCCUGCAGGACAAAGAGGGCCUCUCCAAUCAGCUCCGUGUACAAACAGAGGUGAACCGUGAGUUGAAGAAGCUGCUGGUGGCUUCAGUUGGUGAUGACCUUCAGUACCACUUUGAGCGUCUGUCACGGGAAAAGAACCAGCUGAUUCUGGAGAAUGAGGCUCUUGGCCGCAGUUUGGCACACACGGCAGAGCAGCUGGAACGGAUGAGUAUCCAGUGUGAUGUCUGGAGGAGCAAGUUCCUGGCCAGCAGAGUCAUGGCAGAAGAGUUGACGAAUGCCAGAGCAGCUUUGCAGAGACAGACCCGAGAGGCACAGGGAGCAAUCCAGGACUUGCUGUUAGAGAGAGAAGAGUUCUCCAGAGAUAUGGUGCUCACUCACAGAUCUCUGGAGCAGCUACUGGUCUCUCUGCAGUGGGGCAGACAGCAGACAUACUACCCUAGUGCUCAGCCCCUCAGCACAGGAGAGUUGACUAAAGCCAAUCACAAGCUGGCAGAUGCCAUCAACUCCCACCUGCUUGGCAACACCAGCAGCACCAGCAGCAGUGCAGUGAAGAGCAGCAGUGCCACAGAUGAGCAGCUCUGCAGCACACCAGCAGAAAAGAUGGCUGAAAAGGUGCUGAAGAUUUUGGAUCCAAUUUCCUGUUCAGAAAACAAGGCAGACCCUCCACUCUGUGACUCCCCCACCUCAAACUUCCUCAGUAAUAAGAAGAGCAUUGGCAGAUUUCAUCCGUACACACGCUAUGAGAACAUCACCUUUAACUGCUGUGAACGCUGCUCUGGAGACAUCCUGGUUCUGUAGCAGACAGUCUGACACUGAUGCAGCAUCAGGGCUUAUUUUCAAUGACUGAUGGCUGAAUGGGAGAGCAGCCUAGAGAAUAUUUCUGCUCAGUGUUGAGGGACUUCUUCAGUUUACAGAAAAAGUAGCUGUUGGCGCAGACAUAGCUGCACUGAUCUUUUAUUUCUACUUUAGAAGAACUGUUUGAAUUUCAUCUAGCUGUCCAUAUUUUUCUCUUGUGAACUUUGAAAACAUGAACAAGUGAGGUUUGUUCAAUACUAUGGUGUGAAAGUAGAAUGCAUUUCAGAGCCAGCUCAGCCUGGUUCAAACCAUGAAAAGUGCUAUUUAUUUCCUGAGUGUGAGGUCAAAGUAAGUUAUUAUUGAACAGAUACUAUAUUGGUGCCUGCACAUUCAAACCUGAAUGAUAUGCUGAUGAUUUCGAAGUUUACUAAAGAAAUCAUGAUAAUAAUGUGUAAACAACAGAACAAACACUGUAAAGCAUGAGCCUGAGGCUUGACAUGGCCUCUUGUGGAAAGUUGUAAGAAAGGUAAUGAGCCAUUUGCACAUGUGUACUGAAGCUAAGUAAAUGAGGAUGCCUCUUACGCUGUAAUUUACUUCAGUUUCCCGGUACAAUGGUGCUAUGAUGUUUUAAAAACAUACUAUAUUGUAUACAUUAUACAAUCAGUAUUUAGAUUAAUAUCACAUGUAUACAAAGUGCACUCGUUUUCAAAAUUCCUCAAAAACAAUUUAUGUUUUCUUUUGAAAUCAGGUGAAGUUCUUGAUUUUGACAUAUUUUUUGUCUCAGCCUCUGGAUACGUUCAUGAAAGGACUUCCACAAGUUUGCAUUUCUUUUAAAUCAAAAUGUUUGGUUUGUUCCAUCAGAUUGGAAAAUGUGAUAGCAAAAAUGUAAUUUACAGAAAGGACACAGCAAAAUACUUCAUACAGCUCUUGUUUUCAGUCACUGCAAAAU